Cryptococcus wingfieldii CBS 7118 is the source of this 657-nucleotide messenger RNA. RefSeq lists its product as hypothetical. The coding region runs from base 1 to 657 and encodes 218 amino acids. The record is from RefSeq and is a predicted model, not a curated record. The transcript has a single exon. NCBI's taxonomy places the organism in Eukaryota, Fungi, Basidiomycota, Tremellomycetes, Tremellales, Cryptococcaceae.
AUGUCCCAAUCUAACAAUCAGGAUGCCAACAACCCUUUGAAUCGAUGCAGAGAGUUCGUCGAUGUUUACAUCAGAACGAUCCAGAAUCGGCGAAAUGCCUCAGAAGGCCAUUCGGCCGAGUCCCGAGGAGCAUCAUCCGUCCCUCCUUCCGUCGACCCAAACGAUAUCGAAGAGAACGUGAUUGACAACUGGGUGGAAGCCGAAAAUGCCAAUACUCCUUCGACCGCGAUUCCGGAGGAUGAGGACUCUGUAGGAGAUGACGAGAGCACGCCCCCUACCUAUGAUAUUGGUCCAGCAAGUAAUUCCGCAACUCACCCCACGAUGCUGGGGUUUAUGUUCACAACAGAACAGACCGGGAUUGCCGGAAAAAGUGCCGUAAUCCUCUGCACCAACACGUCCCCUCAAGGCGCGUCUUACGCCAGGUGGAUGCAAGACCAAGUGAAUAGCGGGGGUCGUGAUAGGCUAUGGAACAGGAUCAGUAUAGAUGACGCCAUCACGCUUUAUGCGGGUGAUCUGGAUCAGGACAGGAGAGAUGCAGUAUCGGGCUGGAUAUCGAUAGGGCUUGAUGAGUUCUGGAGGACGGGGCAGUCAACAUUUAAUCUGGUACACAGAGGUGCCUCGGUGGAAGAAGAUGCUGCCCAGAGCCGAGAGAGAUGA